This is a messenger RNA of Amphimedon queenslandica, 4499 nucleotides long. RefSeq names its product caskin-1-like. The record is from RefSeq and is a predicted model, not a curated record. Lineage: Eukaryota; Metazoa; Porifera; Demospongiae; Haplosclerida; Niphatidae. The transcript has 17 exons. The coding region runs from base 119 to 4333 and encodes 1404 amino acids. Gene Ontology annotation, molecular function: protein binding.
AGUUAGUUAAUUAACACCUCUAUCUCUCGUGGAGGCAGUGGGAGCUGUUAUUUUUUCCUCUUCUUGGCAGCCUUUCUCUCUCCCUUCUAUACUCUUCUCUUUACAAUAAGACCCUGUGAUGGGUAAAGGGAAUGAUCUCCUUCACCUCCUCAAGACGGGAAACUCAGGCGAGGCCCGCAAGCUUGUCGCUAAGAUGAAAAAACAAGGGAAAAAGAAAUUCUUAGCAGCUGUCAAUGAGCAGGAUGAAGAGGGCUGUACAGCCCUUCAUUACAGUGCUGGAUUUAAUUUCCUUGAUUUUAUUGAAGAAUUUCUUGAAGCUGGGGCAGUCAUUAAUAUAGAGGACAAUAGAGGUGCUACACCAUUGCAUUUAGCAGCUACUAAUGGUCGCUGUGAAGCUGUUUCUAUAUUACUAAGGAGAGGAGCUGAUCCUAAUAUAGUAACACGUGUUGGCGACAGCCCGUUACAUGCAGCUGCUCAAAAUGGACACACUGAAGUGGUUGAGUAUUUAGUAAAAGAUCAUGCAAGAUGUACAUUGCUGAAUGUCUCUGGGCAGUCGCCAUUAGAUCUUGCUUGUCAGCAUGGUCACACUAACUGUGUCGCUUAUCUUCUUCACUCCGGACAGUUUAGCCCCCAGAAGCAGGAGACGGUUCAAAAUGCUUUGAAACUCGCCUCAAAGCACGGCCACACCCACGUGUUGAAUCUACUAAUAAGGUAUGGGUUUGAUAUAAACCGUGUCCUGCCUGGUGCCCACGGUACUUGUCUACAUGAAGCAGCUCUUUACGGUAAAACUGAGACAGUACAUUAUCUGUUGCAGUGUGGAGCAGACCCAUCAGUAAAGAACACACAAGGACUCACACCACUUGAUAUUGUGAAUCACUAUACGGACCCAAGGAGUGCACACCAACUGAAACAGAUACUACAAGAUGCUGUUGCUAAUCAAAUCAGAACCAGUGGCCAGAGAGUGGGAGGAGUCAGUCAUCAACAACAAACCACAACUAAUAGCACUAGUAGUGGAACAACAGCUGCUCAACAAAUGUACACACAAUACUAUCAGCAGCAACAACAGCUACAGCAGCAACAAGCAGGAGGAGGAUCUAGAGGAAACUAUACUGGUCAUCCUCAGACCCAUACUGGUUAUGCUCAGACCCAUACUGGUUAUGCUCAGACCCAUACUGGCCAUCCUCAAACCCAUACUGGCCAUCCUCAAACCCAUACUGGCCAUCCUCAAACCCAUUCCAGUCCUCAUACUGGCCAUCCUCAUGCUCAUGCUGGCUAUUCUCAGACCCAUACUGGCCAUUCUCAAGCCCAUGCUGGUUAUGCUCAAACCAAUACUGGUCAUCCUCAGGCCCAUACUGGUCAUCAUCAGACCCAUGCUGGUCAUCCUCAGACCCAUGCCGGUCAUCCUCAGACUCAUACCGGUCAUCCUCAGACCCAUGCUGGUCAUCCUCAGACCCAUACUGGUCAUCCUCAGACCCAUACCAGUCAUCCCCAGACCCAUACCGGCCAGCCUCAGUCCUAUACUAGUCAAAGUGGUGGCGGUAGUCCUAAAGUGGGUGCGGCCUCAUUGCCAGGUGGUGAUUUUGCGUCCAUGAUUGCUGGUAAAGUUGCUAGCAGGAAUCAAAGAAGAGAAGAAGAUCAAGUCAUGAUGAGAAGCUCAACAAUGGCUACUGGGACCCAGAGGCCUGUUAUUGAUAAAGCUGCAUUAUUAAGAAAAAGGCGGAGUUAUUCAGAUGAAUCAGAAGCAACUGAGACCAUACCUUACAGUAGUAACCCACCUACUCUACCGAGACGUACUCAUGCUGGACCGCCCACUUUUAAACCAGUUCCCCCUCCAGCCACUUCACCAGUACCAGGUGAUACCCAACCGUCCCCAGUUCUAGGCAAUGCCUCGUUGCCGUUAGGUGAAGUUAAGUUGAAGAAGAUUUCAUCUGUACCUGCUCCAGCUCAAAAAGAGGAGCCAUCUUUCGAGAACGAAUUACUUAAAAAACUAAAAAGGCGUCAAGAAACCAUAGACACGCCUCCAGCAGCUGUAGAACAACCACCCACUCAAUCUAACCCGUUAAACGAAUCAGCACCUGCCCCUCCUCCCACACAGCAGGAGACCACACCCACUCAUCAACCGCCAUCACCUGUAAAGCCAGCUCCUAAGCCAAAGCCUAAACCAAAGGGUAAAGUUGAUCCUCCUCCUCCGCCUGCAGCAGCUGCUGUGGAGGCACAGACAGGACCAGCUCCUUUAUCGUGGCAGGAGGAGAUAGCAAAAAGAAAGUUACAAAAGGAGAAGGAAGAACAGCUUAGAAGAGAAGAGGAAGCCAAGAGAGAGGAGGAGGAGAGAAAGAGAGAGGAAGAGAGAAGGGCAGAAGAAGCAAGGAGAGCAGAGGAGGCUAGGAAGAUAGAGGAAGCUAAGAGAUUACAAGAAGAAAAGAGAAUUGAAGAAGAGAGAAGGGCAGAGGAAGCAAGGGUAGCUGAAGAGGCCAGGAAGAGAGAAGAAAUCAGGAAAGCUGAGGAGUUAAGAAGGGGAGGGGGACCCGGGCCUAGUAUUAAUAAAUCUCCGCCUAAACCACGUCCUAAGCCUUCUAAAGCUCCUGUACCACCUCCGGUCACUACUGCCCCUCCCCUCAAUAAUGCCACGCCUUCUAGUAGUGCCACGCCUCCUAGCAGCGCUGGUAUUGUGUUACCAGCAGCUAUGAUUGGACCAGGUGGAGGAGGAGGAUUCAUUUCAUUGCCGUCGUCAAUGAUCGGACCGUCUUCUAACGGAAUCCCACCCAGUGAUCCCACGCCUACUGGCGUGAUCUCAACUAGCACUUCUGCACCAGUAACUGCUCCUGUAUCUACUCCAAUUAAUACCCAGAGUGCUCCUAAUAUUUCUGCUCCAAGCGUUCCUAUACCAACUCCAAUUAAUGCCCCCAGUGACGAGAAGGAGUCCAGCCCAUUACAUGCUCUUAAGGAAUUGGAUAGACCAGCCACGCCUUCAAGCGAACAUCAAAUGUCCCGCAGUACCAGUCUUAGUUCCAUACAGUCGGUUCCUAUUUCAGCUACAAUGCCUCAGUCGGCAUUUGAGUGUAUCCCAAUAGCUGAAUGGCUCAAUAGUUACAAGUUACAAGAAUACGUCUCAUUACUGGAGUCUGCAGGCUAUGACAACACCGACUUUCUACUGGGUACUACUGCAGAGGAACUUUCAGAACUUGGCGUGACUAAAGUCGGCCAUCGUAAGAGGAUUCUAUCCGCUUUGAGCCAGCUGAUUGCAAAAGAACAUUUCUUGACAUUUAAACCAUCUAGUGUAGCCGAGUGGUUACAGCAGUUAGGACUGAGUGCUUAUGAGACCUUGUUGAUAGAGUCUGGCUAUGACGACAUUGAAUUUAUAACUUCAGUCACCAAAGAAGAACUGGUUGAGAUUGGCAUUGUUAAAAAAGGUCAUAUUAAAAGGUUCGAGAGAGGCAUAAACGAGUUAAACGAGUUACUAAAGACCGAGACAGUCACCUCUCCUUACCCGUCUACUAAUUAUCACAUUCCGUUGCCAAGCUCUCCCUCUCACAGUGUUUCUAAUCUAUCUUCUUCUUCGCAGAACUUUGAGAGCACUCGCGCUUCAUCUAUAAUAACGGAGCCGGAAGGAGGUGUGGUCAGAGAUACAGAGGUAAAGCCUCGUGCUAGCAGUGACGUCAGUAAGGUCUCAAAUAAUGCGUCAAGUGUUGAUUCAGGUAUUGAAGUAGCCGAGAAACGUAAGAGUGUGAAUUUUAAUAAAAUGAAACAUUUACUUGAGAAGAGAAUGGGAAUACCAGUGACUGGUGAAGUUACAGUCGAUGAUGAGAAUGACGAUGAUGAAUGUACCCCUUGUCCCUCUCCUCCCCCACCUGUAGUAGCCCCGCCCACUGCCAAACAGGCAAGACCUUUAUCUACUAAUAUGUCCGAUAAGUCUAAAUCCGGCGGACCACCUCCUCCUAUUCCAAGACGAGCCGUUUCCACAGUACUGACGGGCAAGGAAAGUCCUUUGCUACAGAAUCAAGUUAUGACUAACAAUGAUAGCACAGAUCAAGGGAAUGAUGCCACUCCUACACAUCUUUAUAGAACGGAGGAUAUUGAUGGCGUUUUAGACGGGACUCCUCCUCCUCCUCCUCCUCCUAAAGAGGUCAAGAGAUCAGCUUCACUUAUACCGGAACUUGACGCAUUAGAGAGCGUCCUUCAAGGAUUCAAUCAACCAGGGGACGAAGAAUCUGGAGCUCUAUCUGAGGAGGAGGAAGAAGAGUCAAAUAAAACUGACCAGCUAUUGGCAGAUAUUGAUGACAUGUUAGCCGAUCUCAAUGAUCACCUUGACGUUAUGAUUCCAGGAUCAAAAUAAUACUUGAUAUUGAUUAUAUUGAAUAAUAUUAUAAUAGACACUAUUUGAGUUUGAAAUCAGUUAAAUUAUACAAUUUAUUAUUGUUGUUAUUUUGUGUGUGUUGUUUGGGGUCUUUUUAUUUGAGAUCUUUAGUGUGUCAUUGUUUUUAAAUAAUUGUAAAAAUGGA